This is a messenger RNA of Pygocentrus nattereri (red-bellied piranha), 2105 nucleotides long. RefSeq names its product neurexophilin 1 (gene nxph1). The record is from RefSeq and is a predicted model, not a curated record. The transcript has 2 exons. The coding region runs from base 398 to 1216 and encodes 272 amino acids. Lineage: Eukaryota; Metazoa; Chordata; Actinopteri; Characiformes; Serrasalmidae. Gene Ontology annotation, molecular function: signaling receptor binding.
GCCGGGUUUCUCUCUCCACGCGCCUUAGAGGAGCGCGGGAUAUAAAGACCGAGAGAGAGAGAGAAAGAGAGAGAAAGAGAGAGAGAGAGAGAAAUAAAGCUCUAACCCGGUUUGUUGUUGUUUUUCCUCUUUUCUUUUUCUCCGAGAGGGAACUAACGGCUCUCACUUGCAGCCUGAAGCUUGACCACAGCGUGACCAUGACGGCGCUGCGCCCUGCGUAAAAACCGCGCUCCGGUGCGUCCCCCCCCCCCCCCGGUUGUUCUCGUGGUGAUGGGCUCCCCAGGCUCGUUUUCCCCCGCGCUGAGGCUCCUACUCGCCCUGUAAAGCGGAUACCAGGUGGGAUCUAUGGUCCUCACAGCCGGAGGGACACGAGAGGAAGUUUGAGAGCAGAGGGAGGAUGCGGGCUGCGUGCUGGUGCGCCGUGUUUCUUCUCACACCAGCGCUCUGUCUGGUUUCAAGCGUUCAUGGUUCCAUCCCGGGGAAAUCAGAUUUACUCAAGUCAGGAAGUCCCAAAUCAACAUUAAAGCACAUAUGGACAGAAAGCAGUAAGGACUUGUCCAUCAGUCGGCUGCUGUCACAGACUCUACACGGGAAGGAGAAUGCCACAGCCCUGGACCUGCGCUAUGACACACCAGAGCCCUAUUCGGAGCAGGACCUUUGGGACUGGCUGAGGAAUACCACUGACCUGCAGGACUCCCGGCCCAGGGCCAAGCGGCGGCCCAUGGUCAAGACAGGCAAGUUCAAGAAAAUGUUCGGAUGGGGAGACUUCCACUCCAACAUCAAGACGGUUAAGCUCAACCUUCUCAUCACUGGCAAAAUAGUUGACCACGGCAAUGGCACCUUCAGCGUCUACUUUCGGCACAAUUCCACAGGCCAGGGGAACGUGUCCGUCAGUCUGGUCCCGCCCACCAAGAUUGUGGAGUUCGAUUUGACGGCCCAGCAGUCCGUCAUCGACGCCAAGGACUCCAAGUCCUUCAACUGUCGCAUCGAAUACGAGAAAGUGGAGAAGGGCUCAAAGAACACGCUCUGCAACUUCGACCCAUCCAAGACAUGCUUCCAGGAGCAGACACAGAGCCAUGUCUCUUGGCUCUGCUCAAAGCCCUUCAAAGUCAUCUGCAUCUACAUCUCCUUCUACAGCACCGACUACAAGCUGGUGCAGAAAGUCUGCCCAGACUAUAAUUACCACAGCGACACUCCCUACUUCCCCUCUGGCUGAAGCCUGCCGCUUAUGCCCCCCAUGUGAAGGACAGCAGAGGCAGAGAUGGGGCUCUCUUCCCAAGUACAACAGAUAUGUGUUUCUUGUACUGUCCCAAACAUGCCUACCUAAAUUGACCCAAGAUCUGCUGAAAUGUUUAAAACUCAAUUUUCUGUGCAAAUAUCUUACAAAAAAAUGAUCAUUCGGAGGGUGAGGUUAUAUGCUGCUGUGUUUUUAAGUUUAAGGUGUCAAGUCUGGUUAUUAUUUUAGAUUAGUUUAUUUGUACUUGUUACUGUUUUAGGUGGUUUAAUUAAUGAAAUGUUGCAUAGAUUACUGUGUCUGAUCACAGUUGUAGGGCUAGCAGAUCCUGGCAACUGCCAGCUAUGUUUCUAUUUCAUCAUUAUUAUUAUUAUUAUUUACAAACUUGUGAAAUAUUUUAAUUUCUGUGUACUUUUGUUUCUAAAUAUCCUCGUACAAGUGUUUAUUUCGUAAACACACAUUCAUUGAAAUUAUUUGAUUAGCCAUUUGUUAGUUGUUUUUCUUAACCCCAUUGACAAUAUGCGAUGACAGUAAAUUCUGCCAACAGUUCACCACAGCAGUGGUGUGGCAGGGAUGGACGUUUGUGGUCUGAAAGAAAUCGGUUGUACAAUAUCCUAAAGAAAUUUCCCUUAUCCAUCCCUGAGGUCCUUGAGAACUCCCAAGCUUUGCUGAAUUCUCCCCUCUGGAGCCAGACGCCUGCCUGAGACAACCCAAAAAGGACAACCCAAAAAUGUGUUGGCACAUUUGUGUAUGAGGAAGUGGCUACUUUGGGAGAUGAACACGCCUUGACUAGGGGCAUGUUUUCUACCUUUCAAAAAAAAAACAAAACAAAAAAAAAAAAAAACCAGUUGUUCCUCAGCUGUCCCAGCUA